CAACAGAUGUCUAAACCACCUCCUCCAGUGGUUCCUAGAAAGCCUUCAGGUGUCCGAGUCAUGAUGACUCCAGGGGAGCAGCCUCCUCUUAGUUCCCUGCCCAUCUACAGAGGCUUUAACAAAGAAAAAGGUGCCAGUGUGGAGUCAAACCAUACAUCUCUACUGAAUGCAGAGAGGGAAGUGGAGAUUCUGAACCACUGUUUUGACGAUGUGGAGCGAUUCAUGUCACGCUUGCAGCAAACAGCUGAGGCCCAGAGUGUUCUCAACCAAAGGAAGAAGAAGAGCAGCAGGAAGAGCAAGAAGGUGGACCAAGAUGAUGAUUUGUUGACCUUGAAAGCUUUCCCUCCAUCGACGGAAGAAUUUGUGGACCUCUUUCAGAAAAUCAAGUACUCCCUCAGUCUGCUGGACCGUCUCAAGUCAUCCAUCUCAGAGCCUGACGCACCGCAGCUCCUGCACCACGUUUUUGUGCCUUUUACACUGAUGGUGAAAACCACUGGAGGGCCAGAUUUAGCUGCAACAGUUGUCAGUCCCGCUCUGACCAGUGGUGCCCUGUCACUUCUCCAGGAGCAUCUGACUGAAGAAGAAAAGGAACUCUGGACCUCAUUAGGCCCCAACUGGACUUCACACUGUUCGCAGCUUAGUGUGUCUGUUCCUCCGUACUCACCUGUCUUCCUGGAUGGGUGGAAGCCUCAAAUCUUCAACUCAAAUGGCCAGCCUCUGGAAGAUCCUAUCGAGUCACAACACAAACAGGAUGCUGUUAGGCAAAGCAGGGCGGCGCAAACUCUACAGGACCAAGCACAACAGACAGUGGACGGAAAUGGGCUCCCGCCAGAGGGUGAGAGAUUUUACUGCUGCAGUUAUGACUUUGUAGCUAGAAACAGCAGUGAACUCUCAGUGCUUCAAGGAGAAACUCUAGAGGUCAUUGAGUCAUCAAAGCGAUGGUGGAAGUGUCAGAAUCGCUUUGACCAGAUAGGAUUUGUUCCCUCAAACAUCUUGGAGCCUCUGUCUGCUCUGAAUAACACUGGGAGACAAAGUCCAGUGGUACGCAGAGAGUCAAAGAAGACGCCUCUUACUCCUCAGUCAAAGUACUUUUCAUAUGCUCCACCAAGCCCAGUUGGGACCAGUCCUACAGCUACAAGCCCAACAAUGGGACCUCAGAAUAUGGUUUUACCAUCCACAUCAAUGCACGGAGAGGACGAUAACCGAGUGCUGAUAAUGAAUGAUGAGCUUCUUCAGCGGCUAGCUGGGAAAAGAGGCUCAGCCCGUCCUCUGGUGGUCCCGCGUGCAGCUGACACUUCUGAUCCACUGAACUACCACUCGCCACCUGCUGAGGUGGAGACCUGGCUCACUGCCAAGGGCUUCAGUCAGCAGACAGUCCAGAGUCUGGGCAUUUUAAAUGGAGCACAGCUUUUUUCCCUGAAUAAGGAGGAGCUCCGCACGGUAUCGCCAGAGGAAGGUGUACGAGUUUACAGUCAAAUCACGGUGCAGAAGGCCCUGCUCGAGGAUGUGCGCAAAGCCACAGAACUGGAGACGGUGAUGGAGAAGCAAAAGCUGAAGAUCGACCUGAAAUCGGAGAGUGCGAUGGUGUGAUGGAGUGAUUUAACAUGCCCUAAUGCAGACGUGGCACCAAAGAUCAGUGGAUAUAAAUGUAGUAUUGCUUACACAGCUGGGCGCACAGGAUGUUGCAGAUGGAUUUUAAUAUGUUAAUCAUACAUGCUGUUAUAUCUGUUUUGCUACAGAUUCAUCAGCCAAAGCAAGAUGUGUUUCAAAUUUUUAGACAGACGGGCAUCAGAGUUGACCAAAGUUAUACUUUUGUUUGGUUUUCGUCAUAUAUUUAACAAUGCAUAAAUAUUUACCCACUGUUUAAGCAAUGCAUGAAACAUGACGAUAACCACACAUAAGCAAGUGCUAUCACAAUGGACUGAGUCUUCUCUUAAGAGCAAUAAAACCAUCAAAUGUGCAUCCUGUUACACAUGUUUGUGAUUCCACCGAACAGUCAGCUCUUGAUUCAGUUUGUAUUGCUUGUGCAUCAACCUGUAUUAAAAUAAUGUUGCUUGUCACAGUCAGAUGCUGUUAUACACCAAAUACACAGAAUACAUUAAAUUGACGUUAUAAAUGUACGUUUUCAGCCCUGACUCUUUCUUUGAUCUCUCGUGACUAACAUGAUUUUUCAUUGUGAUUUUAAUUGUACUGUAUUUUAUGACAUAAUGUGAAAAAAAGGAAACACAUUAUUGUCUGAAGGAAUACAUUGCUUUCAAUAUUGAAAUAAGAAUUAUGUUAUUUCUGUUUCAUAGCUUUUAAACUUGCUGCAACAAUUAAUUUCAGAUUCCAGAUUCCUCUGUAUAAAGAAGCAAAAAUAUGUUUGAUUUAAAGUCAUUUACAUAAAUUCAUUGCAAGCAAGCGGCUCUGAAGAUGUUUACGUACAUACAAUCUGAGUCACUCCCCUGUGUCUAACAAUAGCAGUGGAGGUAAAUCAUCAUCAUGAAAAGCUGUGCAGUGCACAAA
This is a messenger RNA of Scomber scombrus (Atlantic mackerel), 2505 nucleotides long. RefSeq names its product EPS8 signaling adaptor L1a (gene eps8l1a). Lineage: Eukaryota; Metazoa; Chordata; Actinopteri; Scombriformes; Scombridae. Gene Ontology annotation, biological process: positive regulation of ruffle assembly; regulation of Rho protein signal transduction; Rho protein signal transduction. Gene Ontology annotation, cellular component: plasma membrane; vesicle; ruffle membrane. The transcript is spliced from 13 exons. Gene Ontology annotation, molecular function: actin binding. The coding region runs from base 7 to 1590 and encodes 527 amino acids. The record is from RefSeq and is a predicted model, not a curated record.